Leptidea sinapis is the source of this 1142-nucleotide messenger RNA. RefSeq names its product protein lethal(2)essential for life-like. The record is from RefSeq and is a predicted model, not a curated record. Gene Ontology annotation, molecular function: protein folding chaperone. Gene Ontology annotation, biological process: response to heat; protein refolding. NCBI's taxonomy places the organism in Eukaryota, Metazoa, Arthropoda, Insecta, Lepidoptera, Pieridae. Bases 502 to 1047 code for a protein of 181 amino acids. The transcript is spliced from 2 exons.
UCGUGCUCAGCCCUGUGUGUGCGCGGACAAAGUCGCGGGUUAUUAGCUAGUAUUUAACAUUAUUAUGGCUUCACCACUUUAUUAACUUAUUUUCAAGAUAUAAUCGAACAACGAGUAGUAUUCCCGCUUGAUACUAGAUGGCACUUUUCGAUUAUCUUAGAAAUUUUUUGAACCUUAUUCAGUUGAUUCAGGUCAUAAUAUUACAUAGCUAGUAGGCUAUGUUCGGGUAGCAGAGCUACGACACGCCUACAAAUUGGACAUAAAAGAGUGUUUUCACUUGAUACUAGAUGACGCUGUUUUAAUUACUAUGUAAGUUCUUCGAAAUUUCUUGAACCUUCCACCCUUUUCACGUACUUAGCAGCACUACGGCGCGCCUGCGUAACUUAAAUAAAAACGGUUGACUACAGCGACGCAGUCGUCAAUUCAUAAUAAUCCAGAUUCGAGAGCGAGUCGCUACUUCAGUGUUUUUGUGGUUUAAAUUUCUUUGUGCUGUGCAGAGAAAUGGCGUUAUUACCAUAUAUUGCGGAUCUAAUAAGACCUAGACGUCCGCAUGAUUUUACAGAAUAUGCUGAUUUAAUUACGGACAUGAUAGUUGAUCAUUCAAGUCCGAGAUAUUUGCGUCCUUGGCGUAAUCUAUCAACGUUGCAACGCGAUAUUGGAUCUACUAUAAAAUCCGACAAAGACAAAUUUCAAAUAAAUCUGGAUGUCCAACAUUUUUCGCCUGACGAAAUCUCCGUUAAGAUCGUUAACAACUACAUUGUUGUUGAAGGCAAACAUGAGGAGAAGAAGGACGAACAUGGAUUUAUAUCUCGUCAGUUCAAGCGUCGCUAUGCAAUACCAGACGGUUGUAAACCAGAAACGGUAGAAUCUAAGCUUUCAUCUGAUGGUGUGUUAACAAUUUUAGUGCCAAAAAUGUCUGAAGGGAAAGACGAAAGAGUUGUGCCUAUUACACACACCGGGCCUGUGAGAAGGAAGGGACAGGAUGAAGAAAUUGUUGAAAACGGUCCAGAAGAAGGAAAAACUCCAGCAAAAAAGAAGAGACGUUAAUUCGGAAAGAAUUGUCUAAGCUUCAAUUAGGUUAAUUUGUAAGUAAGACUGAAAAACCAUUGGUAUUUUACGUACAAUAAAUCUGUUUUCGUAUA